This is a messenger RNA of Triticum urartu, 798 nucleotides long. RefSeq names its product small ribosomal subunit protein bS16m/bS16c. Gene Ontology annotation, biological process: mitochondrial translation. Gene Ontology annotation, molecular function: structural constituent of ribosome. NCBI's taxonomy places the organism in Eukaryota, Viridiplantae, Streptophyta, Magnoliopsida, Poales, Poaceae. The record is from RefSeq and is a predicted model, not a curated record. Gene Ontology annotation, cellular component: small ribosomal subunit; ribosome.
ACUAAUCCCCAACCCAAAACCCUUCUUCCCCCACGACCCCUCACCCGGAGAACCGCAGGCCGGCGGCGAGGAAGACCAAGACGAAAGCAUCACCAUGGUGGUCCGGAUCCGGCUCGCGCGGUUCGGCUGCCGCAACCGGCCCUUCUACAGGGUGAUGGCCGCCGACAGCCGCUCCCCGCGCGACGGCAAGCACCUCGAGGUCCUCGGCUACUACAACCCGCUCCCCGGGAAGGAUGGUGGCAAGAGGAUGGGGCUCAAGUUCGACCGGGUCAAGUACUGGCUAUCUGUUGGAGCACAGCCAUCAGAUCCCGUGCAGCGUAUCCUCUUCCGUGCCGGUGUUCUGCCGCCGCCUCCGUUGCUAGCUAUGGGCCGGAAGGGUGGACAUCGUGACAGGAACCCCAUUCAUCCGAUGACUGGCCGUCCCUUGGAUCUUGAGGGUGUCACGAUUGUCGAUGAUCCCAAUGCUGCUGAAGGUGAUGCUGAAGCACCUACAGAACCUUCGUUGGAGGCGUGAUAGAUUCUGUUUUGGCAUAUUGAGUGGUGCUGCAAGACAAAAGAAUUUGUUUGUUGUGCUUCUGAUAAGAUUAUGAGCACGUAGUGUAUGAUCUUCAACAAUUUCGUCAUGUAACUCUGCUUUGUUAGCCUUUGCUGCACCAUGGGUUAGCCAGCCGUCUCCAGUCUACUAUGCCGUGUCCUAAUAUGAUUCCUUUUGAAUGGAUUAUGCAAUUUCUGCAUUCCUUUUGGAUGCUCAAGUUGACAAAUAAUAAUUCAAGUAAAGUGUUGAACUGGGUGCCCCAU